Molecule: messenger RNA, 3169 nt
Organism: Frieseomelitta varia
Lineage: Eukaryota; Metazoa; Arthropoda; Insecta; Hymenoptera; Apidae
Product: phosphoenolpyruvate carboxykinase [GTP]-like
Exons: 8
Coding region: 551-2707 (718 amino acids)
Biological process (GO): gluconeogenesis; propionate catabolic process; cellular response to insulin stimulus
Cellular component (GO): cytosol
Molecular function (GO): manganese ion binding; GTP binding; phosphoenolpyruvate carboxykinase (GTP) activity
Source: RefSeq, a predicted model, not a curated record
AAACGCCCAGUCGGAGCGUAACUGCAUCAAUACCUCUGUCGCCACUUUAAUACUUCAAAUUUACAACGCUGACAUUAGGUAUAAACAAAAUUCGAUGCCCGUGCGCCACGAUGGAACGUGGUAUUUAAUCUCGGCAAGAGAUAAUUAAACGCGAGAGAGCAUGUUGGUUGCCGGUCUGUCAGUGCGCGUCGCGUACACCACUAGAUAGCGGAAAGCGAAAGUAAUGGCGCAAAAAUAGAAGAGCAAGUGGCGGGUAACAGUUUCAAUAUAAAACGGCUCGGCUGUUGCAAACCGAUUUCGUUUUAAUACGACGCGUGGGUCGCGAUUGCUUUUACUUCGACCGACAUUUUGUGCCCAGAACAUUGGCAAAGCCAAGAACCGUGUCGACCGCCAACUGAAACCCGAAAGUCCAGCGCCGAUUCCACGGACGUUUUGCAUCGAGCUCCCACUUUGUUCACCGGAAGUGCUCGUGUGGCCAAUCCGCGUGACAAAUCGCUAGGGCCCGCGCGAAAUCCCUUAUCGAUCGUUAUAAAAGCGAGCGACCCAGGAUAUGUCGCCGAGAAUCGAUCCGAUACGCUGGUCGAACCUCGCCAGUAUCAGUUUCCGGAUCACGAGAAACUUCUCCGUAGCUGCAGCCUCCAUCAGAGGAUCAUCGAUCGAUCACUCGACGAAUCUUCGAUAUUUCGCGCCGGUCGAUGUAUUCGGUGGCAAACAGAGCAUAGCAAGAUUCGCGAUUUUGAGCCGUCGAACGAUUCCAAACGAGAUGCCACACGCAAUCGAUGCCUACUACCCGCGAGUGUCCACAUUGGUCUCCAACGUGGCGAAAAAUCUAUCUACCAACAACAAUUACGAAUAUAUAAGAAAGAUACCUUUGUUGAAUAGUUCGACAGAAUCUCUUCCUUCAAAAGUUUGUUCAUAUAUCGAAGAAUGCGCAUCCCUUUGCUGUCCAAAGGAUAUUUAUAUUUGCGAUGGAAGCGAUACAGAAUACGAGCAUCUAUUGAAUUUUCUGGAAAAGAAUGGGACCAUAUCGCCUUUACCAAAAUAUGAAAAUUGUUGGCUUGCUAGAACAAACCCGGCAGACGUAGCACGUGUCGAGAAACGCACGUUUAUCAGCACCGAAUGCAAACGCGAUACUAUUCCUAUACCGCGCGAAGGUGUUAUUGGAGAACUGGGUAACUGGAUUUCUCCGGGAGACAUGGACAAAGCCAUUCUUGAACGUUUCCCAGGAUGUAUGAAAGAUCGAACAAUGUACGUCAUUCCCUUUAGCAUGGGUCCAGUGGGUUCACCUUUCUCAAAAAUUGGAAUAGAGAUCACAGACUCCGCAUAUGUUGUUUGUUGUAUGAGAAUAAUGACAAGGAUAGGAAAAAAUAUCUUAGAAACGCUUGGCAAUGACGAUUUUGUCAAAUGUCUGCAUUCUGUCGGUGUUCCAAAAAGCGACUCAAAGGUUGAGAUUAAUUCUUCCUGGCCCUGUGAUCCUGAAAGGACCAUCAUCCUUCAUAGACCAGACAAAAAUGAGAUAGUUUCUUACGGCAGUGGUUACGGCGGAAAUUCUUUGCUUGGAAAAAAGUGUUUCGCCCUAAGAAUAGGCUCAACUAUUGCUAAGAAUGAAGGAUGGCUUGCGGAGCAUAUGCUUAUACUGGCUAUCACAGAUCCAAAAGGUAGAAAGCGUUACAUUACUGCAGCAUUCCCCAGUGCAUGCGGCAAGACAAACCUAGCCAUGCUGAAACCAACGUUACCAGGGUACAAGAUCGAGUGUGUAGGAGAUGAUAUCGCUUGGAUGAGAUUCGAUCAAGAGGGCAGACUUCGUGCCAUAAACCCAGAAAAUGGUUUCUUCGGCGUAGCUCCCGGAACCAAUUGUAUCACCAAUCCCAAUGCCAUGAAGACUAUCUUUAAGAAUACUAUUUUCACCAACGUGGCUGCUACCAGCGAUGGUGGAGUCUUCUGGGAGGGAAUGGAGGAAGAAAUCAGUGAUGAUGUUGAAAUCACCGAUUGGCGAGGCAAGAAGUGGACCAGAGGAUCCAAGACACCAGCAGCACAUCCGAAUUCCAGAUUCUGUACUCCAAUUAAAGAAUGUCCUGUUAUCGAUCCUGGUUGGGAAGAUCCAGCUGGUGUUCCCAUUGACGUUAUUAUUUUUGGAGGACGAAGACCAGAAGGCAUCCCUCUUGUAUAUCAAGCUAGAAAUUGGCAACACGGUGUCUUUAUUGGAGCUUCUAUGAGAUCUGAAGCUACCGCUGCAGCAGAACACACGGACAAGGUAAUCAUGCACGAUCCGUUCGCUAUGAGACCUUUCUUUGGCUACAAUUUCGGACACUAUCUCAAUCAUUGGUUGAGUAUGACCAAAGUGAAGAAUGCUAAGCUUCCAGCUAUAUUUCAUGUGAACUGGUUCAGGAAGAAUGCGGAUGGCCAAUAUCUAUGGCCAGGAUUCGGCGACAAUUCUCGCGUUUUGGAUUGGAUUCUUCGAAAAAUUGACGGUGAGAAUAUCGCAGUAGAUUCUACAGUAGGUCUGUUACCAAAGUCAGAGUCAUUCAAUUUGGAGAACUUGAGCAAGGACGUAAAUAUGGAGGAAUUGUUCAGUUUACCGAAAUCUUUCUGGGAGAAAGAAGUUAGGCAUCUUAGGGAAUAUUUCGAUAUGCAAGUAGGCGAUGAUUUACCUACAGAUAUUCGUGAAGAGCUUGAACUUCUUGCUUGUAACGUGGAUAAGCUUUAAUUGAAUCAUUUGGUUCCUAAUAUCGUAGUAAAGUUGAAUUAUAUUUUUUUAUUGAAAGGAUUUAUAAAGAUUGUAGGGAGUCUAGGAUUAAAAAUUUAGUCUCAAUUUGAACAGAAAUCGUGUUCAAUUUAAACUUUCAGUUAUUGAAAUUAAAACAUUAAAAAGCUGUUAAAAUGUUUUAUUAUAUUAAAAUCUGAACAUAGUAUUACGACGAUUUUUACUUGAACGUCGGUCGCAAUUGUUAUACUCAUUGAAACAUUCAAUGUGAUGUUUUAUUUCAAACAAAUACUCUUCCUUUUUAAUAUCGUGUUUUUAUUGUAAAGAAAUAUUUUUAUGACUGCUUAGUAUAGAUUUUUUGUGAGAGAUCGUAUGUGAGAAUAAUAGUAUGCAAUUCAGCAUUUAUGACAGAAGAAAAAUAUGUAUUUUCAAUAUUUUUUUUGAAUAAAAGAUUUAAGAAAUGAU